AGAAUUCAUACUACAGUUACUGCAGUAACAGAAUAUGGAGUCUUGCUCAGCAGGGCUACAAGUUUAUCAACUACUGACUUCUGGUUCAUAAGUGUAGUCACGGAACUGUUCCGCUGAGCAGCUGAAGGCAUAUGGAUCCAAUCAUGCCAUCCCAUGAGCCAGCAGUAGAUGACAAGAUUGAUGAUCCUGAUCGUACAUCAGAUGAAGUGGAUGGAAUUGCUUAUAUCCCACAUAGUUCAAAGCUGGAGGAUGUAGAGGACGAUAGUGAGGACAUCAAAGCAGUAGUAGAUGGCAUUGAUGGGAUAAAAAUUUCCCCAGGACUGGGCCUGGCAGAUUUUGACCUCAUUCGUGUCAUUGGACGAGGAAGCUAUGCCAAGGUCUUGUUGGUUCGAUUAAAGAAGAAUGACCAGAUUUAUGCCAUGAAAGUUGUUAAAAAGGAGCUGGUACAUGAUGAUGAGGAUAUUGACUGGGUCCAGACAGAGAAGCAUGUGUUUGAACAAGCUUCCAAUAAUCCGUUCUUGGUUGGGCUUCACUCCUGCUUUCAAACUGAGAGUCGGUUGUUCCUUGUGAUUGAGUAUGUGAAUGGCGGUGAUCUUAUGUUCCAUAUGCAACGACAACGAAAACUUCCAGAAGAACAUGCAAGGUUUUAUGCAGCAGAAAUUUCUAUUGCAUUGAACUUCCUUCAUGAAAAAGGAAUAAUCUACAGAGAUUUAAAACUGGACAAUGUCCUGUUGGACCACGAGGGCCACAUUAAAUUAACAGACUACGGCAUGUGUAAGGAGGGUAUUAGGCCAGGCGACACAACUAGCACUUUCUGUGGCACGCCAAAUUAUAUUGCACCAGAAAUCCUUCGGGGAGAAGAUUAUGAUUUCAGUGUUGACUGGUGGGCCCUGGGGGUUUUGAUGUUUGAGAUGAUGGCUGGAAGAUCACCAUUUGACAUCAUAACAGACAAUCCCGACAUGAACACAGAAGAAUAUCUCUUUCAAGUUAUUCUAGAGAAACCUAUUCGGAUUCCAAGGUCCCUCUCUGUCAAGGCUGCCAGUGUCCUGAAAGGCUUUUUAAAUAAGGAUCCCAAAGAUCGACUAGGGUGUCAAGUGCAAACAGGAUUUUCUGAAAUCAAGUCUCACACAUUCUUUCGCAGCAUUGAUUGGGACCAGAUGACACCGCAAAGAGCUAACUGAGGAAAGCACUACACACCACAAACAAAGGAUCACGCAGCAAAGAGAAAGAGUGCACACCAACGCAGGAAGAAUACUCCCCUUGAACUUGGAGCAACAACAAAUCAACAACUCCACACAACAUCAGAAUAACUUUUAAAGACUUUGUAUUGUAAAACUGUUCACCUGUGCCAAAUUAAAUUAGAACUCUAAAUAGCAAUUACAUAUCCGGUCUCUAUGUUAUAUGUUUAUGUGCCUAGUCUGUCUGUGUCUUGUCUUAUGUGCCAACAUGUAUAUACAGUUGCCAUAUUACUUAAAUCCUUGUGUUUAUAAAUUGUAUUCUUCUGUUUCUUAAAACAAGUAUCCCUCGUAUACCUUGAUAAAGCUCUAAAGGCUGGAGACCCACCUCCUACAAAAGAGAAAGCCAAAUUAUUCAAUCAAUUACUCAAAAUGCCAAAGGCAAGUUCAAUAGUUGAUUAACCGAGUUAAAUCUCUUUUCCUUUCCCACAUUGUUAUGGCUUUCCCUGGGUAAUUAAGUUAGAAUUCACAUUGCUUUCCUACAGUCUGCAGGGAAAGGGCUAUACUUUUACAGCAUAAAUUACAAUGACAGCAGGUGAUUAAUCAAAUCUUGCAAUAACUAAUAGUUUAUUAAUAGCAAACUCGAAAUUAUAUGUAGUAAUAGAACAUAGUAAAGUUAUAAAAAUGCGGAAAUAAA
Molecule: messenger RNA, 1872 nt
Organism: Erpetoichthys calabaricus (reedfish)
Lineage: Eukaryota; Metazoa; Chordata; Cladistia; Polypteriformes; Polypteridae
Gene: prkcz
Product: protein kinase C, zeta
Exons: 12
Coding region: 132-1181 (349 amino acids)
Biological process (GO): protein phosphorylation
Molecular function (GO): ATP binding; protein serine/threonine kinase activity
Source: RefSeq, a predicted model, not a curated record